AUGUCACCUCCCGCUGAGCCGGAAGUGGUUUUCCCUGAUGACGAAGAGGAUGAGGGUGCUGAUGGUUCAGGUUACCUUAGUGACGACUCCGACGAGGGUGCUGAUCCGGUUAUGGCUGGCCUUGUUGCUGCUCAUAUUUGUUAUACGCUGACGCUCUUAAUCCCAGAUAAGCAUCUUGAUGAAGUUCCGCGUACGGCGGACUCAGUCAACGCUCACCUGUUUCACUGGAAGAAGGAGCUCUCGGCUGACGUGCUGUCAACAACAAAGUUCCAGAAGCUCCUGCCUACUUACCUGUCAAAGGAGCGGUUUGGUCGUAUUCAUGUUACCUUUCUCCAAGAGAAGGAUGCUGCUUUCGUUUGGAAACGCGCUGUUGCUCAUGACUGUAUUGACGGCACUCCUCUGAAGUUGAGCUGGCAGUUUCCUGAGAACGCAGAUUUCAUCCGUGCACGUUCUCUCCACCCGAAGGCUUUUGAAGUGUUGUUGAAGGGUGUUCCUGCGGAGCUGACUCCGGAGCGGAUCCGGAAGUUCCUGGUGAUGGUGUGGUUGGUUAAGAGGGGGAAGUCGCCGUUUAAGGAAGGUUAUGGCUUUCAUCGCGUGCAAGAUGCGGUUACUGGGAUGGAUACGGACAAGAUCAAGGGCCUCCUGGUGCAGCAUGAGAAUGACCCGUACCGCUGGCGUCACUUUAUCAUGGAUCCUGCAAUGAAUGGGAAGAAGCUGCUACUGCACUUUCCUUCACUCAACUGCGACUACUGCAACGGUCAUCACAUGACUCGCUACCACGACGACUACGUCACUGACCCGGCCUCACUGAAAGUCACGGACUCACUGAAAGCGAUCUUGCUGGAUCCGGCUCUUGUUCUCACCUCAACCGGCGGGUCCCGAGAGGAUUGGAUCUGCGUCCUCGAUGCCUGUGGCAAGGCGCACGGCAACAAUCUCGAACUUGCAGCGGCGCAUGUAGCCUCUGUUCGCCACACCACCAAUCUGACCACUGCGGGAGCGGCUACGCGCAUCAGCAAGGGUGCGAUCACUGUCGCAGCACUCAAGAAGGAAUUCCUCAAAUGA
This is a messenger RNA of Closterium sp. Naga37s-1, 1062 nucleotides long. NCBI's taxonomy places the organism in Eukaryota, Viridiplantae, Streptophyta, Zygnematophyceae, Desmidiales, Closteriaceae. The record is from the annotation of a GenBank genome assembly.